Messenger RNA from Emiliania huxleyi CCMP1516, 755 nucleotides. RefSeq lists its product as hypothetical. The transcript has 2 exons. The record is from RefSeq and is a predicted model, not a curated record. Bases 66 to 554 code for a protein of 162 amino acids. Lineage: Eukaryota; Haptophyta; Isochrysidales; Noelaerhabdaceae.
CUCUGCUCCGCGUAGAGACGCUGCACGAGCAGCGCGGUGGGCUCGCGAUCUGGCUCGACGCUGACAUGCUCGUUGUUGGCUCGCUGCGGCCGAUCGCGCACGCCGUGCUCCGCGCGACAAGGCAGUGGCGCUGGCAGCUCCACGGCAGCCAACUGGCGGCGCCGGGCGCGUAUAACUACCUGAAUGCCGGCUUCAUGGCCUUCCGCGCGCCGGCGCCGGCCGCCCUUCUGCGCGCCGUCGACGCACAGCUCGACAAGAUGGUCGGCGAGGCGCGCUUCCACCCGACGCCGUCGCAGAACCUGCUCAACGACGUGCUGCCGCUCGGCGGGUGGCUCACUGUGCACUACCGCUGGAAGGCCAACUACCGGCCUCAGGCGACGAACGAGUCGCUGGCGCGCUGGCGCGUCGUCCACUGGCAGGGCUUGCCAAAGCCAUGGGGCUCGCCGAUCCAGUUUGACCAGGGCCGAAAGCAGCAGGGCAUGGCGCCGCCAUCGAUGGGGGAGGCGUGGGCCGCGGAACACGCAGAGCUGCGCCGCCAAUGUCCGGCCCAGUAGCCGGUGCUGGCGCCUGAUGAAGCUAGAAGCCUUGAAGUGCAUGGCCUGAUCCGCUCCGAGCAUCCGACAAUCGUUUGACCACUGUGUCAGUUCUGUGGUGUACUUAUGGGGAGUAGUACUUGAGUGUUGGUGCAUAUGUAACGCGGGUCUCGGCCCCAGCACACGCUUGUAUUGUAGCGAUAUACGUAAUCGUAAUGGUCC